Molecule: messenger RNA, 1518 nt
Organism: Neodiprion virginianus
Lineage: Eukaryota; Metazoa; Arthropoda; Insecta; Hymenoptera; Diprionidae
Gene: CCDC53
Product: WASH complex subunit 3
Exons: 5
Coding region: 159-725 (188 amino acids)
Biological process (GO): exocytosis; actin filament polymerization
Cellular component (GO): WASH complex
Source: RefSeq, a predicted model, not a curated record
CUGCCAGUGUCUGCUAGAGGGUCCCUCGGAACGAAACGUCAAAUCGUACGUCAAAUGGAGAAAUGUCAGAAAACAGUUGACCAUCAGAAGUCGUCACUUUAGGAUACUCUAGGUUACAUUGUACAAUAUUUCACUCUCUUCUUAGCAAACUGUGCAACAUGAACGAUUAUGGGAUUCCGAUGAUCGAACCUACCGUUGACUUUACUAAGGUCCCGCCGAUUCAUCAAAAAAGAACUAUAACGUUCGUUAAUCAUUUUAUUGUACAUACGGUAACAUUUUUGAACAAGUUCGCUCUAUCCUGCGAGGAAAAACUGUUUGAGUUUGAGAAUAAAUUGCAAAAAGUUGAAGCGUCGCUAGGAAUCCUUGAAUCUAGGCUCGCGUCGAUACCAGAGAUUGACUUUCCAACAAAGACAGAGUCUUCACCAAUCACUGAAUCAAGUGAUCAAGAACAGAAAACGGUGGAACAAGACCAGACAAAUGAGAUUGAAGCGGUGAAAGCUGAGUUGAUUGAUGAAAAAAGUGAAAUUAGUAACACGCAACCCAUCAGUAAAGAUCCACGAUAUGCAAAAUUCUUUAAAAUGCUUCAGUUUGGCGUACCUGCGCAGGCUGUCAAACUGAAAAUGAAACAAGAAGGUCUAGAUCCACUUUUGCUAGAGGGCAAUGUACUGGGAAAGGGUGAAAUGCUGUUACAAAAAUGUCAAACAAUCUUCAUAGACCCGCUGUAGCCUUCUUUUCAGUUUGUCAAUCCUGAUCAGUUGGUUCCAAUAACGGAAAUAGUUGAGACAAAUACAACUACUGAUGAGGAUGAUGCUUGAUAAUAAACUGAAGAGUAAAGGAAGUAUGCAUAUGAAACAGUAAGGUACAAAGAGUAUUCACAGCGCUCACGAAGUAAAAUUUUUGUCAUGUUGGAAAAAUUUUGACAGACCCAGUUGAUAGAAAAGAAAAGAAAACGUAAUAUAUGCAUUGUUGUUUGAUAUAACCAUUUAGUAAAUAAACACAUUUCAAAUCUUGAACGAUUUAUUUUAUUUUUUUGUUUGUAUAGUUACAAUCUUAAACGCAAGGUUUAGAACUGGAUCAUCUGGCCCUGUAAACAGAAAACAAAAUAUUCUGCAAUUGGUUACUGGUUUAAAUUAAUUUUUAUACGCGUUACUUCCAUUCGGUUUAAGUGCGUUAGUUGUGGGUAAAAUUCCUAGGGACAAAUAUCUCAAACUCUCAUCAGACUAAUAUCGAUAAAUGUUUCAAUCGCUUUUGAAAUACCACCAUAUGGAAUUUCGAGACUUGUUUCAGAUUAUUUAAAUGGCACAAAGACUUAAACAAGUUUGAACUGUUUCGAAUCAAUUUCCACACAUCUCAGCACCGAAUAUAAAAUGAUCUAGAUGCACUAGGUUUUGAAAAACCCACCUUCCUCUUCUUAUCACCUCCCAGCUCGAAAUGUUUGCAACGUUUAAGUGGGAUUUGCUUUCUGUACUUGCACUCAGUGCAUUCCAUCCUUAGCACAAUUUUCUUGGUUGUCUUAGC